AUUUACAGGUUCUUGAAUGCUGGAGUAUUUGGCAAUGGAACAGAAAGUUGUCAUACAUUGCCACACUCAGCAACAAGGGCAGCUAUGCUUGUUAGGAUCAACACUCUGCUUCAAGGCUACUCUGGCAUUAGAUUUGAAAUCUUGGAAGCAAUUACAAAGUUGAUCAACAGUAACAUCACCCCAUGUUUGCCCCUCCGUGGCACGCUCACUGCCUCGGGUGAUCUAGUCCCUCUAUCCUACAUUGCUGGUUUGCUCAUUGGUAGGCCUAAUUCCAAGGCUGUUGGACCCAAUGGUGAGAUACUUAAUGCUGAAGAAGCGUUUCGCGUUGCUGGUAUUAGUGGUGGAUUUUUCGAGUUCCAGCCUAAGGAAGGAUUUGCAAUUACAAAUAGCACAGCAGUUGGUUCUGGUAUGGCAUCAAUUGUCCUGUUUGAGUCCAACAUUCUUGUUGUAAUGUCUGAAGUUUUAUCAGCGAUUUUCGCUGAAGUGAUGAAUGGAAAGCCUGAAUUCACUGACCAUUUGACACACAAGUUGAAGUAUCAUCCUGGUCAAAUUGAGGCUGCUGCUAUUAUGGAACAUAUUUUGGAUGGCAGCUCUUAUGUGAAGGCAGCUCAAAAGCUUCAUGAAAUGGAUCCUCUUCAAAAACCAAAGCAAGAUCGUUAUGCUCUCCGAACAUCUCCACAAUGGCUUGGACCUCAAAUUGAAAUCAUUCGUGCUGCAACUAAGAUGAUUGAGAGGGAGAUUAACUCAGUGAAUGACAAUCCGUUGAUCGAUGUUUCAAGAAGCAAGGCAUUGCAUGGUGGUAAUUUCCAAGGCACCCCUGUUGGUGUCUCUAUGGAUAAUACAAGAUUGGCUCUUGCAUCAAUUGGGAAAUUGAUGUUUGCUCAGUUCUCGGAACUUGUCAACGACUAUUACAACAAUGGGUUGCCAUCUAAUCUCACAGGAGGAAGGGAUCCAAGCUUGGACUAUGGUUUCAAGGGAGCUGAAAUCGCGAUGGCUUCUUACUGCUCGGAACUUCAGUUCUUGGCAAAUCCAGUCACUAACCAUGUCCAAAGUGCUGAGCAACACAACCAAGAUGUGAACUCCUUGGGCUUAAUCUCCGCUAGGAAAACAGCUGAGGCUGUCGAUAUCUUGAAGCUAAUGUCAUCAACCUAUUUAGUGGCACUUUGCCAAUCUAUAGACUUGAGGCAUUUGGAGGAAAACUUGAAGAAUGCAGUAAAGGACACAGUUAGCCAAGUAGCAAAGAGAACUUUGACAAUGGAUGCUAAUGGUGAGCUUCAUCCAGCAAGAUUCUGCGAAAAGGAAUUGCUUCUAGUCGUGGACAGGGAAUACUUGUUUGCCUAUGCUGAUGAUCCUUGCAGUUCCAACUACCCUUUGAUGCAGAAGCUGAGACAAGUCCUUGUUGAUUAUGCAAUGAAGAAUGGUGAAAGUGAGAAAAAUGUGAACAGCUCAAUCUUCCAAAAAAUUGGAGCUUUCGAGGACGAAUUAAAGGUUGUGUUGCCUGAUGAAGUAGAGAAUGCAAGAGUUGUUCUUGAAGGUGGAAGCCCUUUAAUUCCUAACAGGAUCACAGAAUGCAGAUCAUAUCCAUUGUACAGGUUUGUAAGGAAAGAACUUGGAACAGAAUUGUUGACAGGAGAAAGAGUCCGAUCGCCCGGCGAGGAUGUUGACAAGGUGUUCACAGCAUUGUGCAAUGGACAAAUCAUUGAUCCAUUGUUGGAGUGUCUCAAGAGCUGGAAUGGUGCUCCUCUUCCAAUCUUUUAGGUGUCUUGCAAAAAAAAAAAGACCUUUUUUGAAAGCAAUGGUGAAAAAGAUGUCCUGUAUUUGGAUUUGGCUUUGUUUUUUUUCUUGGAUAUGUUUGUUUCAGGUUGUUUAACACAAGACAACAAUAAAUAUGUUUUUAGUUUCAAAUAAGUUGGGUCUAAGAAUCCUCAUUUCUAUAUUAAAGUUCAACUCAUGUCAUCACCAUUUUAUAUUA
Messenger RNA from Solanum lycopersicum (tomato), 1972 nucleotides. The record is from RefSeq and is a predicted model, not a curated record. Lineage: Eukaryota; Viridiplantae; Streptophyta; Magnoliopsida; Solanales; Solanaceae.